UUGGAUCUGUUGCUUCUUCUUCAAUGGCAGUCUCAAUCAUCCCCACCUUAAACCCUUGAAAACCCCAGGAACUUAAUUGAAAAGAUUUGCCAAAUUGAUAGCUAAAUUUUGUUAAUUAGGGUUCAACUUCCACAUGUAUACUGAUCAGUAAGUGGUAAACAAUGCAUUAUCUUAAUAGUUUCAAGCGUGUCUCCCAGAUGUUUGAUAAAAUUCCUAAAUGGUGGGAGAGGAUAAAGCUGAGCUAGGGGGUUUACUUGAAAUUCUACCCCCUGUUGAGUUCUGCUGUAUAUAUGGUUCUAAACUCCAUCCCAACAACAAAGAUGAGACAUCUAUGACAGAUUACAUAAUUGGAGUAUCUGAUCCUCGACAAUGGCAUUCUGAGAAUCUAAAAUUGAACAAGGAUCACUAUGCUUCAUGUCUCAUUCGCCUUGGUGGAGCAAGGAUGAUAACUGAUAUUGCAAAUGACAUUGGUGUUGGCGUACACUUCAACCCAUUUGUGUCUUGCAACAACAAGAUGGUCAAGUAUGGAGUUGUACGGAUGCAUGACUUGAUUCAAGACAUAUUGGGAUGGGAGAGGUUCUAUCUCAGCGGUCGUUUGCAGAAACCAGUGAACAUUCUUAUGGAUAACUUGGAUAUAAAAAACGUGAACAGCGUGAACCUGAAAGCUGCAACUUCUGCUGCUCUUCUCCUUUUGCCAUCAAAAUUCACGGAGGAAGAUUUAUAUGCCAAAAUUUGUAGCCUCUCAUAUACAGGUGACUUGCGUAUGCUUUUUGCAGAGGACAAAAAUAAGGUGAACAAAAUUGUACAAGGACAGUUCCAUUUAUUUGAGGAAAUGUAUAAGCCAUUUCUGGAAGAAUAUGAGGCCAAAAACUUGUUGAGAUUUUCAUUAGCUGGUGAUAAGCAAGUAAACAUAUUUCAGGAUUGUGGAUUAUCUGCUGCUUCCACCUUGGUUUCUUCCCUUCCUUCAUCAAUCAGAAGUGAGAUGGCCAUGAAACUUGGAGAUAAAAGAAUUCUGGAUGACUCUGGUAGAGUUAGACAACAAGUAGUGAUUGGUUCAAAAGAACAGGCUGCUGAGUGCAUGAAAAGGCUAGUUAGACGUAAGGUUAUGUUUUCUAGCACAAGGCAGGCUGUUGCAGGUUUAUUGACUGCUGGUGCUGUUCAUGGAGUCAGAUAUGUUGCAAACAAGAUGCACAAGGCUUGGAAAUCUUGGGUGUAAUUGUUUCGUUUUUUUGGGUGGCAUCACGUCUUUUAACUGCUUCAGACAUGGAGAUAUAGCCACAACCACGGUUACACCUAAUGACAUGCGGUUCAACCAUGGAGUCCUUAGCAUGGAUAGACUUUGCCGACUCUCCUGCUGCAUUUUCAAAAUAAGCAAAUAGAAUAGAGGGGGAAAAUAACCAACAACUCAUCAAAAAAUUUCUUCUGAAAGUUUUCUGUUCACUUGUAUCUUUUCUUUUAUUUAUUUCAAAGGUGGGAAGAGUUCUUCAGGGAAGGUCAAGCUGUUGUAUGAUUUAGAACAUCCUAGUGUGCCAGUUUUAAAGAAGUUAAUCAAUGGUUCUAAAGAAAGGAAUUGCUAUUGUUACUCUAUGUGUGUGUAUUAUUUUUUCCUUUUCACAGAGAACACGUAAAAGUGUUCCAAGGUUCAUGAAUUGAUCAUCAUGCUUCAUUAGUUAACUUCAAAUUGGAGCAAGUUGAGCAGAAGGUGGAAUUGUUCAAAUUUUAUCUCUGCCCCCAAAGGGUCAAAUUGAACACAAGGUGCCAAGUUUCUGAAGAAAGUAAAUCUCCUCCUACUUUUGGAGUUAAUGACCGGUGGAGUAUGGCAUAAUAAGAAAGCUAACCAUCAAAAUCUUCAGUUUGUAUUUUCCUUUUAACUUGUUCAAAGUUUGGCACAUCACCAUGUCAAUACUAACA
Solanum stenotomum is the source of this 1911-nucleotide messenger RNA. RefSeq lists its product as uncharacterized. NCBI's taxonomy places the organism in Eukaryota, Viridiplantae, Streptophyta, Magnoliopsida, Solanales, Solanaceae. The record is from RefSeq and is a predicted model, not a curated record. The transcript has 12 exons. The coding region runs from base 218 to 1216 and encodes 332 amino acids. Gene Ontology annotation, cellular component: mitochondrion. Gene Ontology annotation, molecular function: phosphatidate cytidylyltransferase activity. Gene Ontology annotation, biological process: CDP-diacylglycerol biosynthetic process; cardiolipin biosynthetic process.